Trypanosoma cruzi is the source of this 972-nucleotide messenger RNA. RefSeq lists its product as uncharacterized. Bases 1 to 972 code for a protein of 323 amino acids. Gene Ontology annotation, biological process: intracellular transport. NCBI's taxonomy places the organism in Eukaryota, Euglenozoa, Kinetoplastea, Trypanosomatida, Trypanosomatidae. The record is from RefSeq and is a predicted model, not a curated record. The transcript has a single exon.
AUGGCGGACGGUUCUGAAGUCCGCAAAAGGCGGCCGUUGGAGCCAAAUGAGAGGGAUGAGGUGCUAGACAACACGCCCAAGUAUGCCGAUGCAGAUACAAUGGCGCAGCGCCGCAUCGUGCGGGUGCAGCGUACGUCUGUCAGUGAUGUCGUGCCGUCGUUGAAAGGGGCGUUCAAGGCGGUGCCCGGCUUGGCGCCGACGGCGGCACCAUCUCUUUCCACAAAUUUUGGGUUAAGCGGCAGUAACAGCAUCAGCAGCGGCGCCAAUUUCGCACUGGCCAAAGUUUCUUUUCCGGUUGUUGGAGAAGCGCCGAGUUCUGUCUUACCUGGUGCCAAAAAUUUCACAUUUGGUGUUGGCAGCAGCCCCAGUGAAAGCAGCAAGGAUAACAGUGGCGGUAUGGUCGCUGUUGGCAAUGAUGCGGCUGCGGGGACGUCUUCAUCUCGAGAGACGUUGAAUUUUAACGGCGCGCGAAAUGUUUUUGCGGAGGCCAAGGAGCGGAUGGCGAAGACCGUCGCUGACGUGGAAGAGGAAGCGCCGGCGGAGGAGAAGCUUGCCACCAGCGAUGUUCUUGCCCAGGCUGCUCAUGUCACGCCUUUAACGGAGGAGAUUUUGGCGUGUGCGUCCUGUAAACUGUUUUUGUUUAAGUUGGAAACCAAAAGUUGGGUGGAAUGUGGCGUUGGUGAUGCCAAACUGAAGCGGCGCGAGUCCACAGAGGCCACGGACGGCGAGAAAGGAGUAAAAAAUCUUUAUCGUCUGAUUGUUCGCGAUGGUUACGCCCUCAAUGCAGCACUGUCCAGAAAUUUUCAUCUUACGAAGGCAGAUGACACGCAUGUCAUCUUUUCCAUACCAAAAAAUGACGGUGUUGCAACUUACCUUGUGAAGUACGUGGGGCAACAGGCAGCAGAACACGGCCCGGAGUUCACAAAGAAGUUAAAAGAAGCUCUGAAGUUGGCCCAAGAAGAUUUUUCUUAG